AACAGACAAACACGAGAUUUGCCAAAUAAGCAAAACAAAAAAAAAAUGUGACAACUAUUUUCACACAUUUGGUUCUCACACAUCAUUCGUUCGAAUUCGUUUUUUCUGGUUUUUUUUUGAUUCGAAAAUCAUUUUCUACUUGCUGAUCUACUUUUUGCAUUACUUUUUUUAGUUAAUUUAGCUGAUUUAGCUGAUACUUUUAUGGCGUGCCUAAUCAUAUCACAUAGCACGGUCACAUGUUUUUGUUUGUUUAAUUCGUUCGAUUUGAAACAAAACAAUGAAUUCAUCAUUAUCAAUUGAUCGAGAUUUAUUGAAAAAAACAAUUUCCGAACAACAAUCAAAUAAACAUCAAAAUCGAUUAUAUCCAUUUUGGCCAAAUGAUUCGGAUCAAUUUAAACGAUUAUCAUUAAUAUGGAAAAUAUCAUCGGAUUAUGAUUUGAAACAAACAUGGGCUAUUCGACAUGAAUAUAAAUAUUAUUUUGCAUUGAAUACAAUAACCAAUAUAACCAUUGGUCAACAGAUAAGAAGAUUUUUUGGUCUAAAUCGUCAAAAUUUAGCAUGGUUCAGUACGAUUACACCAUCUUUAGCUUUUUCUACAAUUUUAGGAACUGCUAUUCAUUUUGCUUUCAUAACUAGUCCGAUCAUCGAUAAACCGAAUGAUAAUCAUUAUAAAUAUUUAAUUCGAUCAACAUUUACACAAUUAACAACAUCGGUUAUUUAUCCAAUUGUAUUCAUAACUGGAUCAUCAUUAUAUUUUGCUGCAAAAUAUCUGACACAACCAAUACCUGAUGAUUUUGGUAUACGACCUGAAUCAAGAAAAUAUGUUUGGGAUAAAUUUCUUAAACAAUUAUUCUUAAAACAUCGUCGAUCAUGGUCGAUUUUUGCAAUAAUCAAUGUAAUUGCUGCAUCUACAUUAACCAUUAUGGAAAGUGAACAAACAAAACAAUUAUUCCGUAAUGAACAAAGAAAAUAUUUAGAAACUCAAAUAGAACAAUAAUGAGGAUUUGAUUCAAUUCAAUAAUAUUUAGACUUUUAGUAAAUAAAUUUAAUUAUUUCAUUUUAAUAAUUUCUAUUCAUUUUCCCAUCAUCAUCAUGUCAUUUGUUUAUCCUGUAUACAUUGGUAUUUCAGUUUUCAAAAAAAAAGAAAAAGAAAAAAACCUUUUACCAAUCAAUUUGUAUACAAAUAGUAAAUGGCCAUCAAAUGUAAU
This is a messenger RNA of Dermatophagoides pteronyssinus (European house dust mite), 1208 nucleotides long. RefSeq lists its product as uncharacterized. The record is from RefSeq and is a predicted model, not a curated record. NCBI's taxonomy places the organism in Eukaryota, Metazoa, Arthropoda, Arachnida, Sarcoptiformes, Pyroglyphidae.